Messenger RNA from Parascedosporium putredinis, 447 nucleotides. Lineage: Eukaryota; Fungi; Ascomycota; Sordariomycetes; Microascales; Microascaceae. The record is from the annotation of a GenBank genome assembly.
AUGACUUCUCUUUCCUGCCACAUCUUCAAGCUUAGCCAGCACAACGACCGCGAUUCCCCUCGGAGGACAAGCAACCGAUUCCAACUCCUAGCCGACAUGCCCGAUAACGACUUGGACGGCGGCGCCGUGGACGCUCCCAAGAAGCAGCGCUCCUCGCGCACCGCCCCCGAAGCCAAGCGCGCAGGAAAUACGCCAAGCGGUCCGCGCUACCUGGGUGACGAAGACUACUACGAGUCCUGGCAAGAGACCAUCGUCGCAAGCUAUGACCCCCAUCUCGAGGUGAUGCUCCCCGGCGACCUCACCCUCGACAACCUCCCACGCCCAGUCCCCGCCUUCACCGUUAGGACGAAGACGAAGUCUACCAAGCGGGAACGGCCCGUGGUAGUAGACGACGAUGACUGGGAUCUCGUGUCAAAUGCGUCCGACGAGUCGUUUUGCAUGGUAUAA